AUGAAGUACGACUACAGUUGCAGUCUGGCUGUCCAACGUCCCCUAAGAAACGCAAGAGUGUUGACAAGCAAUGCCGACUGGAGUGAAAAGUUGGCUCACAUAGCCCAGGAGAAAGCAGCCAGCUGUCCCGUGGAACUUCUUCAUGCCCAACAUUCUGCAGUGGAGCAUGAGAGGCACAUUGGCUGGAACAUUUAUGUCUCUUCAGAAGGCUCUAAAUCUUUUGCUGAGGUCACUGAGCUAUGGUUCAGAGAGCAGAAGAAUUACAACUAUUUGACAGGGCAGUGUGCAGAAAAUACCACAUGCAACCAUUACACUCAGAUGGUUUGGGCUACUUCCAGCAAGCUGGGUUGUGGAAAACAUAGCUGCAUUGAGAACUGGAAGAAGAAAGAGGUGUUUGUCUGUGCCUACUCCCCUGGUGGUAACUGGGAAAUUGAUGGGAUAACAAUUGUGCCAUACAAGAAAGGAGCCUGGUGUACUCUCUGUACAUCACAAAUGUCAGGCUGUUUUAAGUCUUGGGACCAUGAUGCAGGCCUCUGCGAAAUUCCCAAGAAUCCAUGCCGCAUGAGUUGUGGAAGGAAUGGCUGGCUUAACAUAACAACGUGCCAGUGUCAGUGCUCAGGAGGAUACACAGGACGGUACUGCCAAGUCAGAUGCAGCGUACCGUGCAUCCAUGGAAAAUUUAAAGAAGAGGAAUGCUCCUGUAUAUGUGAUGUUGGAUACGCAGGUGCAGAAUGCAAUGAAAAGGUUCAGUUCCCAUAUCAUACCUGUGACAUCCAGAUAGAUGGCGACUGUUUCAUGAUCUCAUCUGAAGCAGAAAAUUACUACGGAGCCAAAAGCAAAUGCCAGGAAAGAGGUGGGAUUCUAGCACAUAUAAAGAAUCAAAAAGUCCAAGAUAUACUUGCUUUUUACCUUAGUCGCUUAGAAAACACCAAUGAAGUGACUGAUCCAGAUUUUGAAACCAGAAAUUUCUGGAUUGGCUUAACAUAUAAAAUGUCCAGAGACUCCUUCAAAUGGGACACAGGAGAAGAACCCCUGUUUACCAGCUUUGCCAUUGGACAGCCUAACAAUCAAGGGUUUGGAAACUGCGUGGAGAUGCAGGCAUCGAGUGCAUUCAACUGGAAUGAUAAGCAGUGUAAGACACGCAACAGAUACAUCUGCCAAUUUGGACAAGAACAUAUAGCUGCAUGGGAGGUGCAGCAGUAAAUUACUUCCAUUUAUGGACAACAUCCUCGUGUGCUGAAUAAGCAUGCCAAUGUGUUUAGUGAUCUAUGAUCAAGUGGACAGCAGCAUCUAAUGACACUGUGGGUUGUGGUCUGUGACACCUAACUGUUAGCUCAUACCACAUUCUGAAUUAAAAUUCAUCUAGCAAUAGAGGGCAACAACAUGGCUAUGGUUCAUGUAAAGAACCUGCCCUCUCUCCCUAAAAUGACACAAAAGUAACAGUGCUACAUCUGCUUAUCUGACCAAUUACAGCACGGAGCUUGGAGGAACCAGAUGCUUUUUGUGAACAGAGCUUUUGCUGGCAUUAGCUUAUGACUCCAUGUAAUACUUUUAGAAUUAUUUUCUAAAGUGGAAUCUGUUUUGUAGUAAACAACAAUUAAAAAGUAUAUUUAUUCCAUUUAAA
This is a messenger RNA of Protopterus annectens (West African lungfish), 1624 nucleotides long. RefSeq names its product C-type lectin domain family 18 member A-like. Bases 1 to 1203 code for a protein of 400 amino acids. The record is from RefSeq and is a predicted model, not a curated record. The transcript has 11 exons. NCBI's taxonomy places the organism in Eukaryota, Metazoa, Chordata, Ceratodontiformes, Protopteridae.